Thamnophis elegans (Western terrestrial garter snake) is the source of this 3151-nucleotide messenger RNA. It is a transcript of the gene ZDHHC20, whose product is annotated as zinc finger DHHC-type palmitoyltransferase 20. Gene Ontology annotation, molecular function: protein-cysteine S-palmitoyltransferase activity. Gene Ontology annotation, cellular component: endoplasmic reticulum; Golgi apparatus. The coding region runs from base 726 to 1856 and encodes 376 amino acids. Gene Ontology annotation, biological process: synaptic vesicle maturation; peptidyl-L-cysteine S-palmitoylation; protein targeting to membrane. Lineage: Eukaryota; Metazoa; Chordata; Lepidosauria; Squamata; Natricidae. The transcript is spliced from 13 exons. The record is from RefSeq and is a predicted model, not a curated record.
UUCCCAAUGUACCCACCCGGGAUUGACAAAACUUCAUUAUUCGAAUGUGAUCUAUUUGGUCACCUAAAGUCAGUUUAGCUCCAGGGAUCAGCCAAGUUCGACCUUCCACUCUGCCUGCCUGUGACUUUUACCCCAAACUACUCAAGCUCGGCUGUCUAGGAACACAAACACCCUUUCGAGGAAGGCGCUAAGAAAUCCCUCAGGGCGGUUUUCUCCCGGGCGGGAAUUGAUCCACUGGUCGAGUAAGAGAGGAGAAGAAGAAGAAAGCGAUCCCAGCUCUUAGGGAUCCCACCCUUCAGCCAAUCCCCCAAGGGAAUGGCGUCCGAGAACGUGUGAACUACCCGCCGCGACCGGCCAGGCACCGCGCAGAGAGGAGCCGCCUCUUUCCUUCAGCCGCGAGGGCAGGGCUGCUUGCGGUGAUUUGGCUGGACGUGACAAGAACGGCCGGGCGGCAGGGGGAAAAAGCGGAGCUCCGGUCAAGCCGGCGGGGCGAGGCGGCUAGAAGCCCCGCACACACACACACACACACACACCCAGCCCCAAGUCCCGCAGCCUUAGCCGCUGGUUCGCCGCGCUUCCUCCUCCGUCCUCGGGAAGUCGCUGCGCAAGGCAGGCGCGUCCAGGCCCUGCCCCCUUAGCGUAAGGCAAGGCAAGGGCGGGGGCCGGAGGGAGGCAUCGCCGCAGCGGCGAGCGGAGAAGCGGCGGCGGGAGCGGCUGCGGCACCGAUGGCUCCUGCGGGCGGCAGCGGCAGCUCAGCGGCGGGGAAGAUGGCGCCGUCGCACGUCCUCAAAUGCUGCCAGAGGGUGCUGGCGUGGGUGCCCGUGGUCUUCAUCGCCCUGGUCGUGGCCUGGUCCUACUACGCCUACGUGGUGGAGCUCUGUGUGUUUACCAUUACCUCAAUUGGAGAAAAAGUUGUCUACCUUGUGAUUUUUCAUCUGUCAUUUGUUAUGUUUGCGUGGUCCUAUUGGCAGACUAUUUUUACAUCUCCUGCCUCCCCCUCCAAUGAGUUUGGCUUAUCAAAAACUGAUAAGGAACAAUAUGAAAAAGAAGAGAGACCAGAAUCUCAGCAGGAAAUUCUAAGAAGAGCUGCUAAAGAUCUGCCCGUCUAUACGACAACAACCUCAAGAGCUAUUAGAUACUGCGAUAGAUGCCAGCUAAUAAAACCUGAUCGAUGUCAUCAUUGUUCUGCGUGUGACCUAUGUGUACUGAAAAUGGAUCAUCAUUGUCCUUGGGUGAAUAACUGCGUGGGAUUUUCCAACUACAAGUUUUUUCUCCUCUUUUUAUUUUAUUCCCUCCUGUAUUGUCUGUUUGUUGCUGCUACGGUUCUUCAGUAUUUCAUAAAGUUUUGGACAAAUGAACUUCCAGACACCCAUGCAAAAUUCCAUGUACUUUUUCUAUUCUUUGUGGCUGCCAUGUUCUUCAUCAGCAUACUGUCAUUGUUUAGUUACCACUGCUGGCUAGUUGGUAAAAACAGAUCAACAAUUGAAGCUUUUCGGGCACCAAUGUUUCGAAAUGGGCCUGACAAAAAUGGCUUCUCUCUUGGCUGUCAAAAAAACCUAAAAGAGGUUUUUGGAGAUGAAAAGAAAUACUGGUUGCUCCCUAUUUUUACAAGCUUAGGAGAUGGUUGCAGCUUUCCAACACGUCUGGUGAUUAUGGAUCCCGAGCAGCUCGCUGUCUCAAGCCAACAUGAAACUGUUAAAAGCUCUUCUACUAGUCAGCCAUUUCCUACUAGGCCACUCAGCGAAUCUCAAAAUCGACUGCUCGCCAGUGAUAACCAGUGGGUAGAGGUCAGUUCAGAAGAUGAAACUGUUAAAUCAGGUGUAAAAAAACAUAUUAUAGUUUCAUUGGAGAGCUGAUCUUAUCUCAGUAUCCAUUUCUUUCAGAGAAGGAAAAAUGAUUUCUACAAUACAUUUGUGCUUGGAUAUUAUUUUUUUAAGGAAGACGCCAAUAAAUCAAUGGAACAGUUCCAGCAUGUUAACAAGACACGGAAAAUGACAUUGUUGAUGGUAUCCAGUGGAUGCUUAUAAGCACUUCCGGUGCAGAAAGUCUGAUGCCUUAAGAUUCGUGACGUGCAUUUUUGCAACAUGGACAUAAGCUAUUACAAGGGCCAAAUUCUCAAACGCCCUGCGAGAGUCUGCAAGACUCCAAAGUGCAGAAACUAUGCAUUCCAACUGCACUGUGGCAGUGACUUGAUUCUGCAAACUUCAUGUGUGAAGCAAUGCCAUGCUGGUAUCAUUACUUUCGUAACAGUUCUGUGGAAGAAAAGUGCGGUAGGAAAGGGUAAUCAUAUAGUUUACUAUAGCAUUUCACCAUUAACAUUCCAAAAUACAGUUAUAUGUGGCUCAAUCAUCAUCUGGUGGACUACUGAUAUUUGGUACUUCCUUCCCCCCCCCCUUCCUAUAACCAUCAUGAGUUAACCAGUAGUAAUGGUACAGGUGUUGUAAAGCAGCCAGUCGAAAACUAUGACUUUCUAACUUUCUCUGAUAAUCAAAGUCCUUUUCUUUCAGACUUGAUUUGUUGCAAUACAGUGUUGUUACAACACUGUACAGUAUUAGAGAAGCAAGGUUUCUUACUCAGCUCAUUAGCCAUUUGAAGCGCUAAUUGAGAACAUUAUUUUACUGAGCAAUUUUGGACAUUAUUUUUAAUCUCUAGGAAACAUGGGUAAGUGAUGUUCACCCUUCCCAUUUUAGAAUGUUUAAUAAUUGCGGGUUUUAUUUGUUAGCAUUUUUGCCUGAUAUCCCCAAUAAAUAUAUUCUUUCUGAAGUCUGCAGGUUAUUCAGCCAUGAACAGAAAUCAUUCCUUUCUUUUUCUUCCUGUUCUUGCUUUUUUAAAAUAGAAAAUAAUCUGGCAUGAAAGUGUUAUUGAGGGAUUGGAUUUCAUAACCCUCUGUACUAGGAACAUUGAGUGAACUAGGGAAGGAACUGGAGAAAGGGGACCUUAUUCACAGCCAUCUGCUUUCAUUGUUCAAGAUUCCCCGUCUUUUCUAUCUCUCUUUGAUCUUGGAUCUAAUCCUAUCCCUUAUCAAUAAAUACUGGUGUAUACUUUCAGUACAACGGUAAAUGAUUACAUUAAUCUGUUAGAGCAGGGGUGUCAAACUCAGGUUAUCACAGUGGCAUCACGUGACAUAUCAGGACUUUUCCCCCCUCGCGAA